AUGGAAGAGGUUUUGGAGAGACAAGAGCGAGAAACUAGAGAAAGAAUGCGUAGAAGAGCUGCAAGCAAGAGGGUGCAGAGAGAACUAGAUGAGCAACUUGGCAUAGCAGUGGCUUUGCUUGAGGAAGAAAACCAGAGCCGUCAUGGUUCACGUGAAGGCCGUCGCCCGAAUGUGGACAAACAUAUACAUUCUCGGGGUAAGAAUCUUCUAGAAGAUUAUUUUAUCCCACAAUCUCUGUACUCUGAUAAAAAUGCUGCUGGAAAUUUAGGACUUCUUCCCGAGCAAAAGUUCACAGCAGUGAUACAAAUGUUGGCAUAUGGGUCAUCUGCUGAUCAGGUGGAUGAGAUUGUCCGUAUGGGGAAGUCCACUAUUUUGGAGACCUUGGUGCGAUUCUGUGAUGCAGUGGAAACUCUGUACACCAGGGACUACCGCGCAGACCUACGCCCAGAGACCUGCAACGGCUUCUACAAAAAGCUGAGAUUCGAGGCUUUCCUAGAAUGA
Messenger RNA from Prunus avium (sweet cherry), 501 nucleotides. NCBI's taxonomy places the organism in Eukaryota, Viridiplantae, Streptophyta, Magnoliopsida, Rosales, Rosaceae. The record is from RefSeq and is a predicted model, not a curated record.